Molecule: messenger RNA, 992 nt
Organism: Protobothrops mucrosquamatus (brown spotted pit viper)
Lineage: Eukaryota; Metazoa; Chordata; Lepidosauria; Squamata; Viperidae
Product: nuclear pore membrane glycoprotein 210
Exons: 4
Coding region: 132-482 (116 amino acids)
Source: RefSeq, a predicted model, not a curated record
CUGUGGUGGUGGUUUUUGAGAAAGACAGAUCCUAUGGCUUACCUAGUUAUGUAACCUACACUGUGAGUUUAUCAGACCCAGAAAUUGCAAGUAAAACAAAUUUAAAUACUGUACUUACUAUAUCCAGCACAAUGACGGACCAAUCUAUCACUAUCCCAGUGACAAUUACCUAUGUGUCUGACAGAACUCUGUCAAUGAAAUAUAAUACAAGUUUAUUCCAACACUUUCUUGAUUCCUAUCAAGUUAUAUUUUUUACAGCAUUUGCGCUUUUGGCUGGAAUGGCUGUUAUGAUCAUAGUGCACUAUACUCUUUUCUCUCCGAAUGAACAGCAAAUACAUCCAGCUUUCAUCUCAAAGACAAGUCCUCAAAGACCACAUACCGGAGUUCCUGUCACUCCUACAACUCCCUUCAGCCCUAUAUCUUCAAGUCAACAAAACAGUUCUCCAAACAGAUUAUGGAGUCCUCCAUAUUCUUCACAAUGAAAAUCUUUUUGACAAAAAAUAUGUUUUGAUUUUAAGUAAUAUGGACAUUUGAAGCACAAAUAUACACCAUACAUGGUUGUAACGCCUUGGUUUAUAAAGAUUUUCUUUAGAUUCAUGAUAACAUUGAAGGGAAGAAAAUUCACUCAGGAUCUGUGUUGAGCCAUUCUGCUUGCUUACGUGCUUCAGUUAAUUUCAGCUAAGAUUUCAAAUCGUGUGGCAUCUGUUUGCUUCCUGCGGAAAUAAUGAUUUUUAUAAGAAGGCUUGAUAUCAGAGUCAUAAUGAAAGGACAAACCCCAACAUAAAAGAAAAAGAAACUGUGUUAGUUUGAAUUUAGCUUAUUUUAUUUUUGAGGCUCAGGAAUGAAAUGUUCUGCACUAUUUUUUUGCACUAUUUAGUACUCUUGGCAUUUGAAGUUGCUUGAUUAGAAAGUAGUUAUGCUGUAAUAGCUAUGUUACCUAUUUAUAUAUGUAACAAAAGGGUAGGUAGGUUAUUAGAUAGCGACUGUGUGUG